Molecule: messenger RNA, 838 nt
Organism: Archocentrus centrarchus (flier cichlid)
Lineage: Eukaryota; Metazoa; Chordata; Actinopteri; Cichliformes; Cichlidae
Product: apolipoprotein D-like
Exons: 6
Coding region: 146-694 (182 amino acids)
Biological process (GO): response to reactive oxygen species; lipid metabolic process; lipid transport
Cellular component (GO): cytoplasm
Molecular function (GO): lipid binding
Source: RefSeq, a predicted model, not a curated record
UCGAGACAUUCUGCAAGCCUCCACCUGACACCUACGCACAGCUCAGGUGUGUUGAAGCAGAGGCACAUCUAAAAGUUGCAGUCGAGGCCUGGACUUGAGGAUCACUGCUCAACAGGGAGGAGGCCCCCCAGUAGGGUAAGGAACCAUGUCUCCUGUCUACCUUCUCGUCAUGCUGGUCCCUGUGAUCUCGGCUCAGACUUUUCAUUGGGGUUGCUGUCCUACUCCAAAGGUGCAGCCCAACUUCAGCCUCCCACAGUACCUGGGUAAGUGGUAUGAGAUCGAGAAGCUGCCCGCUUCUUUUGCCAGAGGACAGUGCAUCCAAGCAAAUUAUUCCAUGAGGAAAGAUGGGACCAUCCGUGUGUUGAACUCUCAGGUUGAGGAUGGGGUAAGGAAGUUUUUAGAGGGGACAGCUGUGGUUCCACACCCACAAGAACCAGCCAAACUUGGAGUCAGCUUCUCAUAUUUUACACCCUAUGGGCCAUACUGGGUUCUGGAGACUAACUACACCAACUACACCAUCGUGUACUCCUGCACAGACAUUCUGCGCAUAUUCCAUUUUAACUACGCCUGGAUUCUUGCACGGUCGCCCUCCCUGCCUCCAGAGAUGGUGCAUUAUGCCAAACAGUUGCUGACUGAUAAUGGAAUCGAUAUUUCUAAGAUGACUCCGACAUAUCAGAACUGCGGGGAUAUCUAAGAACUGACACACGUUGAUUCAUUAAAGAAGGUGUUUUGCUUUUUGUAGAAUGACUUCAUCUCUUACCAGCUGCUAAAUUGCAGCAUAUCUGUUACUCUGUCCCUGCCUUUUAUUCACUCUUCCAAGAAAUUUUGAAAUAAAGUU